This is a messenger RNA of Suillus fuscotomentosus, 474 nucleotides long. RefSeq lists its product as uncharacterized. The transcript has 4 exons. NCBI's taxonomy places the organism in Eukaryota, Fungi, Basidiomycota, Agaricomycetes, Boletales, Suillaceae. The record is from RefSeq and is a predicted model, not a curated record. The coding region runs from base 1 to 474 and encodes 157 amino acids.
AUGCCUUCCAUGGUUUCUGUCUAUCACAUCGCUGAAUACAGCAUGAAAUCGCGAAACUUGCGGACUAUUGUCCCGCAGUCGACUCUGGAUGACGUAUGUGCAGGAAAAGACGACAAAGAGUCUAACAACAAACCCAUAUUUCCCUCUGCACCUCCCCGCCCUGUAUUCUCCGCAGACAAACCUGUUUUUCUCGUGUCUCAGCAAUCUUCAUGUCUACCAGAUCUCGUGCGUCAAAUCUUGCCUAGGCAAGUUGAUGCCAAUGAGCGGGAGGUACAACACAUGAUGCAUGAGUCCUAUAGGACGACGAUGCUGAUGAGCUACGGCACAGUAGAGUGGCGAAUGGCGACGUCCAGUACACCUGGAGGAAGUAUUCCGACUUUCAUCACAGAGGGCAGUAUGCCAGGCCAAAUAUCUGCGGAUGUUCCGCACUUCUUAAAGUGGUUCCAUACCAUUUGCAAUCAAGGAACUGCGUAA